AUGAUUACUUUCGGUUUUGAAAAUGAGUUUGAAAAUCUUUCGAGCAGGUUUUCUACAAUCCAAGCGGUGCUUGAAGAUGCUCAGAAGCAGCAACUCAAGGACCAGGCAAUUAAAAACUGGUUACAGAAACUCAAUGCUGCUGCGUAUAAAGUUGACGACAUAUUGGAUGAAUGUAAAUAUGAGGCAGCAAGACUCAAGCAGUAUCGGCUAGGACGUCGUCAUCCAAAGGCUAUCGCUUUCCGUCACAAGAUUGGGAAAAGGAUGAAAGAGAUGAUGGAGAAACUAGAUGCAAUUGCUAAGGAAAGAAGGGAUUUUCAUUUGCAAGAAAAGAUUAUAGAGGGACAAACUGCUACACGGGAAACAGGUUUUGUUUUAACUGAAUCACAAGUUUAUGGAAGGGACAAAGAGGAAGAUGAGAUAGUGAAAAUCCUGAUAAACAAUAUUAGUGAUGCCCAAGAACUUUCAGUCCUCCCAAUACUUGGAAUGGGGGAGCUAGGAAAGACGACUCUUGCCCAAAUGGUCUUCAAUGAUCAGAGAGUAACUGAGCAUUUCCAUCCCAAAAUAUGGAUUUGUGUCUCGGAAGAUUUUGAUGUGAAGAAGUUGAUAAAGGCAAUUGUAGAAUCUAUUGAAGGAAGGCCACUACUUGGUGACAUGGACUUGGCUCCAUUUCAAAAGAAGCUUCAGGAUUUGUUGAAUGGAAAAAGAUACUUUCUUGUUCUGGAUGAUGUUUGGAAUGAAGAACCAGAUAAGUGGGCUAAUUUAAGAGAAGUCUUGAAGGUUGGAGCAAGUGGUGCUUCUGUUCUAACCACUACUCGUCUUGAAAAGGUUGGAUCAAUUAUGGGAACUUUGCAAUCAUAUGAAUUGUCAAAUCUGUCUCAAGAAGAUUGUUGGUUGUUGUUCAUGCAACGUGCAUUUGGGCACCAAGAAGAAAUAAAUCUCACAAAUGGUUUUUUUCUAGAAAAACUGUUCUUAAGAGCUAAAAGGCGACCCAGGGCACUUUUCCAUCGAUUUUCCACGAAUUCUCGUGCUAAAGAUCAAGAACAAGCCGAAUGAACUCGGAAAGGAAAAGCUCCAGCAUUUAGGGUUUCGAAAGUUUGGUUUCGAGGGCAUCUUUCGGCAGCUGUUGAGAGACCUUGCAUAGAAGAUCCUUGAUCUGUUCGAGUUCAAGGGUGAGUCAGUUCUUUCAGGC
Solanum dulcamara is the source of this 1189-nucleotide messenger RNA. Its product is annotated as disease resistance protein RGA2. The record is from RefSeq and is a predicted model, not a curated record. Gene Ontology annotation, biological process: defense response to fungus. The coding region runs from base 1 to 1053 and encodes 350 amino acids. The transcript has 4 exons. Gene Ontology annotation, molecular function: ADP binding. NCBI's taxonomy places the organism in Eukaryota, Viridiplantae, Streptophyta, Magnoliopsida, Solanales, Solanaceae.